This is a messenger RNA of Cladophialophora immunda, 612 nucleotides long. RefSeq lists its product as uncharacterized. The transcript is spliced from 3 exons. The record is from RefSeq and is a predicted model, not a curated record. The coding region runs from base 1 to 612 and encodes 203 amino acids. Lineage: Eukaryota; Fungi; Ascomycota; Eurotiomycetes; Chaetothyriales; Herpotrichiellaceae.
AUGAGAGUUCUCGAUCCCCAGUCCGCCCUUCUUACAACUUCCGAAGUGCAUCAAUUCCUGUCUCAACACCCACCCCGGCCCCCGCCUCGGAAAAUUGGCUCCUACAGGCAGGUCAAUUUGAAGGACUAUGAGCGGGUGCGAGACGAUUUUGAGCAUUAUGUCACGAACACAGUCCCUUUCAUCCUCAACUACCCACCUCCGGAGACAUUCAUCAAAAAUGUCGUGCCUAGAUUGUGCGCAUUCGGGUUAACGAAGACUGAAGCGCUGGUAUUGAUCAACCUGGGACUGGGACUGCCGAGGGGGCAACAGCUAGCUACUGAUGAAAAUGCUCCAGAAGAGAGAGUGAACGGCGAGGGUGAUGAUAUCAAUGAUGAUGGUGUCGGCGCCGACGGUGUUGAUGGCCAAAUUGCCGCCGAGGGAGAGGAAGAGCCGCCAGAAUCGGAUGACCGACAAUUCCUUUCUCUCGUCAUUGAAGAGAUGGAGGAACGAUUUUCCGGUGAAGAAGGCGAGGCGCAGGUUCAGCAGAUACUGGAGACUAUGCGGGAGGAAUACAAUCGGGCACAUGCAACGCACGCUUCAGCGAACGGAGACACGAAAAUGAAUGAAGGCUAA